UGAACGCGCAACGGCACACCAGCACCUCCACCACUGCCACCAGCAGCAGGAGCAGCAAAUCAUCCCGGAGACUCUGCUCAUUCGGGUUAACAGAAGGAAACAGGACACAGCUGCUGCGCUGCAGUUCACGGUCAAAUCCUGCACGGAGACGCUUUGUUUUUACCUCUCUUCCCUCCGGCUCCUCCUCACCGAACCCUCUGCCUGUUGCACACUUUGUCUGUAGUGAGUGUUCGUGCAUCAUCAGUAUCUCAGUCGCGUCGGGAGAAUGGCUGCCAUCAAGGCUUUGGAGCAGUGGUGUAAAAUGCAGUGUGAGGGCUACCGGGAUGUGGCCAUCACCAACAUGACGACUUCAUUCAGGAACGGAAUGGCUUUCUGUGCGCUUAUACACAAGUACAGACCGGACUUAAUAGACUAUGACUCACUCAGAAAGGAGGAUGUGUUUGAGAACAACAGAUUGGCUUUUCAGAUCGCAGAGGAGAAGUUGGGGAUCCCAGCUUUGUUAGAUGCAGAAGACAUGGUGGCUUUAAGGAUCCCAGACAGGCUGAGCAUUCUCACCUACGUCUCCCAGUACCACAACUACUUCAAGGGACGGCCUCCAAUGGGAGGUGUAAAAAGGCCAGCAGAGGGCUCCAAGGAGGAGCCAUCGGAGAAGAAAAAUCUCCCAGUGGUUGCCAAAACCUUUGUGUCUAAAACUGCCAUUGAGAACCGUUUACCCUCCGCUCUCACAGCUCAGACCUCACCCAAGUUGGCCAGAGCUGCUGCACAGAAGGCAGUUUUGGCUGAAAAUGCCAACAAAACUGGGACUCUCAAUAGCAAAUGUGUUGCAUGCAAGAACCACGUUCAUCUGGUUCAGAGGCACUUUGUGGAAGGCAAGCUCUAUCACAGAAGCUGUUUCAAAUGCAGUGAAUGCUCUAGCGUGCUUCAUGCAGGAGGAUACAAACCUGGGAAGAAUCCAGACACUUUUAUUUGUAAUGCCCACCAGAGCAGUUGCAAACCUUCCCCCUCCGAGGUCGGGAUCAAAAACGGACCCACCAGUUCGGCUGUACGAUCAAACGGUGCCAGCCAGACACAGCCUGCGCCGCUACGCCCCUCCUCUGUGCUGUCAGCCCCGUUGAAUGUCAUUCGGAAGCCGGUCAGUCCUACUCCACCUUCCCAGUCCUGGACGGCCUCAGCCCAGAAGACGCAGGCGGCCCGGCAGAGGUUUUUCCAGGCUGCGCCGCCACUCACACAGGCCUCAGCAGACAACAGGAAGCCCACAGAACCCUCAAGUGUUUUAGGAAGGCCAAAGGUCCCACUGAGUUCUAAUGAUGAGAAGAGCAGAGCCAGGACAACAAUUGGAAAGAAACUGGCAGAAGAAAACUGUAACAAUAAUAACAAACGCCCGUUCACCAUCCGUUCAGCAGAGACACGGUUUGGAGAUGAGCCAAGUUCAGCUGACAGCCCCGGCCUGAGAAACGAUAAAUGCAGCCAAGGCCCAGCAGGAAACUGGGCAAGACAGCUCUCCACCAGCCAGACAAACAAUAAGGAACAGUCAUGUCUGAAGGCCAUCAACAAAGACAACACAAGGCCAACAACUGUACACACAACCGCCAAAGACCCAGUCUGCCAAGAGGGGCAAUCAGAGCUCAGUCCUGCGAGAACCGAGCUAGGUCUAAAAGAUGCUGAAGCUAAAGACUCCACUGAGCAACAAAAGUCUGGAUUCAUGUCCUCCACUUCCUCCAGUGUCUCCAUCAUUACAACAAGGCCUCCGUCGCCACCAGCACCUGCAGUACCUCCACUUGGCUUUGUUCUGUUUGAUCCUGCGCACUUCAUGGUCGUCUCUCCACAGAAACAUCAGCCUGCCUCUGGAAACCUGGGUUUUAAACAUGGGAGUCACUCGCCUGUGAAAUCCCCACCCAGGCAGCCAGCUGUAGAAUCUAUUAGCUUUUCAGCGACUGCUCCAGCCAAUCACGGAAAUCCGUCAGGUGCUAAAAAGGGAAAGUAUUUGUCACCCACCAACGCCUCCAGGACUGAAAUGAGGUCACCCUCUGUGAAGUCUUAUCAUAUGUCGGUGGAGCAGAUUGAGAGGGAGCUGAAUGAUAUUGAGACAAACUUGGCUCAGCUGGAGAAGGACGGUGUGGAGCUGGAAAAGAAGCUCCGCAGCUGUGAGGAAGAGGGAGAGGGAGACAUACUGAUGGACCCACUGAUGGUUGACUGGUUCAACCUUAUUCGAAAGAAGCAGAUGUACAUUAGGAAGGAAUCAGAGCUUGUUUACAUAGCCAGGACUCGGGAACUGGAGCAGCAGCAGCCAGGUGUGGAGGGGGAACUUCGCAGGCUGCUGGAGAAGCCAGAUCAUUUAAAGUCCAGAGAGGAGCAACAGCAGGAGACAUUGCUGAUGCAGAGACUGAUGGACAUUGUGGAUGGCAGGAAUGCGAUUGUGGAGGGUCUGGAUGAAGACAGGCUGAGGGAAGUGGAGGAGGAUCAGCAGUUGAAUGAAAUGAUGAAAAAUCUUGGAGUAAAGAAAGCCAAAAACAAGAGGAAAUCCUCCAUCUCAAAAAUGUUCAGACGAAGAAGUAAAAGACGAGUGGAAUGAUCCUCAGGGGAUUUUUAAAAAAAAAUCAAACUUCAUUAUUUUCUUACUGUAUUAAUGUUUCUUAUAAAAAUGUUUAAGGUUUUUAUAUUUAAGUACUGCUGUACAUAGAGUGCUAAUGAGGAGGCAAAGGAAAAGAAGUCAAAUUUGGAAGCAUAGUGGUGUAAAGUUGUGUUUUUUUUUUGUCUGCAGUCUCUCUUUCUUGCAAAAAUUUAAAACCAAAUGUUUUAGCUAAAAUGUUAUUUUGGUUCAAGAUUCACCCUCACUUCUUAGUUUGGUGGUAUUUAAGUGGAGCGAGAAAUUUCUCCAUAGGUUAUGAUUCAAUCUUUGCUUUUUUUCACAAGGGUUGUCAUAUUUUUUUUCCACAAUAGUUUUUCAUGGUUUAAAAAAAGAGUGGUGUUUAAUUACUUGGCAGACAUUGCAGUGUACGUUUCCCUUAUAUUGAUUGAACAGCGUUGGAUUAGUCACAAGAAAUGGCACCAUUUAUGGAUAUGCAUGUUAUGUAAAGAUACUGUAUAUUUAUUGAACGAUAGGAAUGAGGUGUGUAAUUUAUAGCUUUAGCAAAUUAAAAUGCACUUGGUCAAAAAAUUGGAUGUUGGGAGGUGAAAUCAACUCAUCAUGAUGUGUAAAUCACAAAGGGAGCACUGGCUGUUCCACUUGCAAAUAAGAAUUAGGAGAAUAAAUGUGUAAUCCUUCAACAGUCUAGAUCCAAAAUGAAAUUAUUUCAGUAUUUAUUUAAUAAUGGAUUUUAACAAAUUUCCUGUAAGGAUAUUAGCAAGAGGGGGAAAAAAGCCUUGACAAUUAAGUUUGAAUGGCUGUGGAGUGUAAAAAUGGAGAGCCACACAUGUUGAACUGCCUCGUCGCAGGCUGCUGGCUCUUCUCUCACACUGUACUGUAGGUGGCAGCCUGGGUAUGCUGUAUCACAAGGCAAGAACUUGGAAAUCCAAUUUGCCACAGUACAGACAGUUAAUUUCUUUGCUAAUUUUAUAAAUGCUGCAAAAAUGUUCAGCUGUGCUGCUGCAAUAAUGUUAUGUGAAAGAGGAUUAGGUAGAGCAGUAGCUUAUGGCUGGGGAAGGCUUAUAAACUAUAGGUUGUAUUGAGCUCUUUAUCUUCAAACCUGGUUUAAUUAAACAUUACUCUUUACUAAUAUCUGCAUCAGAAUUGCUCCGUACCUGAGCUAUUAAAAUGUUCAAACGACGCAUGGAGUCACUCAUGUGUGAAAAUGGCAUUCACAGUGUUUGUAAGGAAUGUACUGUAAUGUUGCAUUAUAGAAGUGUUAUUGAAUGGUAUGUACUUGUACUCCUAUUUAUAUUUUUAAACUUGAAAUCUGUUGUCCAAUAAAUCCUUUGAAGAUUA
This is a messenger RNA of Lates calcarifer (barramundi perch), 3925 nucleotides long. RefSeq names its product mical-like 2a (gene micall2a). The record is from RefSeq and is a predicted model, not a curated record. The transcript has 17 exons. NCBI's taxonomy places the organism in Eukaryota, Metazoa, Chordata, Actinopteri, Centropomidae. Bases 266 to 2572 code for a protein of 768 amino acids. Gene Ontology annotation, molecular function: protein binding.